This is a messenger RNA of Paramuricea clavata, 3006 nucleotides long. NCBI's taxonomy places the organism in Eukaryota, Metazoa, Cnidaria, Anthozoa, Malacalcyonacea, Plexauridae. The record is from the annotation of a GenBank genome assembly.
GAUGAUCCUUACUGGACCUCUAGGGAGGACAGUUUAGAACUGAUACAACUAGUUAGAUUUUUAUUCGCUCAUAAAUUAACUAAUUAUUUUCUCGUAUAGGUAAGCCUACAGUUGAUACGCCAAAAGUCCAGCGUCUGUGUUCACUUUCGUCCUACAAGCCACAGUUACUAUCAUCGCUGGUUAGUAGCGUUGAGAAAGGUGAAAAACAAGCAGGAAAAGUCUCUGACAAGGCAGAGAGUGUCUCAUCAACCAGCAAAGGCUUCUUACCUGGGAUGUUUAAGGAACGAUGAACAGUAACGCGACUACAGAAGGCUACUUAUGGUUACGGACAUAUGAAACUUUUGGAUUAACAUUAAUAAAUAUAUCAUUAUCUGAAAAAAAAAUUUGUUUCAUAUAUUUUGCUAAUUACGCGAAUGAAAACCAAUAUUGCAUCUGAUUACGCUUAGAAAUUAGCAAAGUGGUUACAAUUUCUUGGGUGUGCUGUGUUGUAGGAAUUGCCACAUUUGUACUUUGUUUAUAAAACAUAAACAUUAACACGUGGAAUUUCAAACAUCGUGUGGGUUUUUAACUGUUUUCUUCAAAAUACAUCAAAUUCCGUAGUAUACAAGAUGAGUCUUGAAGCGAUCAAGUACAGUCCUGGACAUUUAGAGAUAUUAAAUCAAUUGCUUUUACCCCACCAGUCCAUUUAUGAAAAAGUCAACAAUACUGAAGAUGGAUGGCAGGCCAUACGACAAAUGAAGGCAACAUUUAUUAGUUUUUAUACACUAAACUGUUCUCCCUAAAGGUCCAGUAAGGGCCAUCCUUUAUGGGUUGACUGUUACUACAGGAGGAAACCUAAACUAAACUAACUUUAUUUAUACUGGAUAGUUCUAUCAGUUCUAAACUGUUCUCCCUGGAGGUCCAGUAAGGAUCAUCCCUUAUUGAUCCUGUGUUACUACAGAAGGAAACCUAAACUAAACUAACUUUAUUUAUACUGGAUAGCUCUAUGAGUUCUAAACUGUUCUUUCUAGAAGUCCAACAAGAAUCAUCUCUUGUUGAUCCAGUGUUGCUACAGGAGGAAACCUGAACUAAACUAACUUUAUUUAUACUGUUAAAGUGGCCACUGCCCCCAAUGAUGUUAUAAAAUUUUUGCUUGUCAGGUCCGAGGUGCACCUGCAAUUGCAAUUGUUGGAUCUCUCAGUCUUGCUGUUGAACUUGCAUCGAAAAACAUUGAUACAGUUGACUGCCUUGUAGAUUGGGUUGCGGCUAAGUUAGACUACCUCGUCACAGCACGACCAACUGCCGUUAAUAUGGCAACAGCUCGUGACAAUCUCAAACAUUUUAUGAAGUUGAAAAAACAAUCGGAAAUCUCUGCAGAGAAAAUGAAAAGUAGUUUAAUCAACGAGAUUGAGGGUAUGCUUGUGAAAGAUAUUUCAGAUAAUAAAGCCAUCGGUUCCAAUGGAGCCGAACAUAUGAUGAGAAAUAUCAAAGCCGAGAAAAUUGUUGCCUUGACUCAUUGUAAUACUGGUUCACUAGCGACAGCAGGUUUUGGUACAGCAUUGGGCGUGGUCAGAGCAUUACAUGAAAAAGGUGCCCUAGAUCAUGCAUAUUGUACAGAGACCAGGCCGUAUAAUCAAGGUUCGAGGUUAACAGCGUACGAGUUAGUUCAUGAUCACAUCCCAGCCACCUUAAUAGCAGACUCAAUGGUGUCGAUUACACUGAAGGAGAAAAUGGUGUCGGUUAUUGUUGUUGGGGCAGAUAGAGUCGCUGCAAAUGGUGAUACUGCAAAUAAAAUCGGAACUUAUCAAUUGGCUAUUUCAGGUGAGGAUAAGAUUUCUGAUUUUAAUUUAAUUUCACAGCUGCAUCGAUCUUGAGAAGUGUUUUUGUAGUGUGACUCUGCCAAACACAGCAAUUGUAUGCAUCUAUAAGAUGGCUCUUACUGGACUUCUAGGGAGAACAGUUUAGAACUGAUAGAAUUGUCCAGUAUAAAUAAAGUUAGUUUAGGUUUCCUCCUGUAGUAACACUGGAUCAAUAAAAGAUGAUUCUUACUGGACCUCUAGGGAGAACCGUUUAAAACUGAUAGAGCUAUCCAGUAUCAAUAAAGUUAGUUUAGUUUAGGUUUCCUCCUGUAGUAACACUGGAUCAAUAAGAGAUGAUCAUUACUGGACCUCUAGGAAGAACAGUUUAGAACUGAUAGAGCUAUCCAGUAUAAAUAAAGUUAGUUUAGUUUAGGUUUCCUCCUGUAGUAACACUGGAUCAAUAAGAGAUGAUCUUUACUGGACCUCUAGGAAGAACAGUUUAGAACUGAUAGAGCUAUCCAGAAAAAUAAAGUUAGUUUAGAUUUCCUCCUGUAGUAACACUGGAUCAAUAAGAGAUUAUCCUUACUGGACCUCUAGGGAGAACAGUUUAGAACUGAUAGAGCUAUCCAGUAUAAAUAAAGUUAGUUUAGGUUUCCUCCUGUAGCAACACUAGAUCAACAAGAGGUGAUUCUUACUGGAUCUCUAGGGAGAACAGUUUAAAACUGAUAGAAUUGUCCAGUAUAAAUAAAGGUAGCUUAGUUUGUUCCAGUCAAAUUUUAAUACAUUUAUGUUCCCUUUCAGCAAAAUACCACAACGUGCCAUUCUACAUAGCAGCUCCGAGCACGUCCGUAGAUCUUACAUGCAAAUCAGGUGGGGACAUCGUCAUCGAAGAACGACCGCUGCAAGAACUCACCCACAUACAAGGGCACCCCAUAGCUGCCCCCGGUAUCGCAUGUUGGAAUCCUGCCUUUGACGUGACCCCCGCUGAACUUAUAACUGGGGGGAUUGUGACGGAAUUUGGAGUCUUUAGACCUUCAGAACUACAGGACGAACUUGAGAAGAGAUUGAACAGUGACUGAGGAUUAACUGGAGGAAAAACUUUGAAAUGUUGAUUUGAUUACGGAAUUUAGGCAAUAGACAGAAAGGCAAUAGGCACAAAAUAAAAUCAACUGAAAAAUGUGAAAAUCAAGUGAAAAAUGAAAUAAAUGAUAACUUCAGUGUAUGGCAG